Messenger RNA from Rattus norvegicus (Norway rat), 1826 nucleotides. The record is from RefSeq and is a predicted model, not a curated record. Lineage: Eukaryota; Metazoa; Chordata; Mammalia; Rodentia; Muridae.
AGAGCGGCGGUGGCGCGCUGUGGCGGAGGCGCGCUUCCCGGAACAGCCCGCGGAGGGCAGCGCGGCGAGAACCCACCCGCGGCCGUAGCUCCCGCGCGGACAUGGCCGCGGGGAUCGGGGCGCGGGCAGCGAUGGCCACGCGCGCCUGACAGGUGCGGAGCAUGUACGGCAAGGCGAGCAAGGGCUGCGCGCCCUCGGACGGCCAGGCGCGCGAGAAGCUUGCGCUGUAUGUAUAUGAGUAUCUACUGCAUGUGGGGGCACAGAAGUCAGCACAGACCUUCCUGUCUGAGAUCCGCUGGGAAAAGAACAUCACCUUGGGCGAGCCUCCUGGCUUCCUGCACUCCUGGUGGUGCGUCUUCUGGGACCUGUACUGCGCAGCGCCAGACCGCAGGGAGGCCUGUGAACACUCCAGUGAGGCCAAAGUCUUCCAGGACUAUAGUGCAGCAGCAGCAGCUCCCAGCCCUGUGAUGGGUACCUUGGCCCCUAACGAUGCAAUGGCAGCAGGUCCUGUGGCACCAGGCUUCUUUCAGCCCUUCAUAUCACCAAGGUUCCCAGGGGGUGCCCGCCCAAUCCUGAGGAUGCCGGGCCAGCCUCCUGUGGGCCUCCCUGGCUCCCAGCACCUCAUCCCUGGUGCCAUGGACCCCUCCCCACGUGCACAGGGGCACCCCAGCCUGGGAGGUCCGAUGCAGAGGGUGACCCCUCCGAGGGGAAUGGCCAGUGUUGGGCCCCAGGGCUUUGGAACUGGCAUGCGUCCCCCACCCAAUUCCCUUGCCACCAGCCAGAUCCUGCCAUCCAUGAACAUGGGUCCGGGAGUGCGUGGCCCGUGGGCCAGUCCCAGCGGUAACUCGAUCCCGUACUCUUCCUCAUCUCCUGGCAGCUACUCGGGACCGACAGGAGGAGGUGGCGCCCCCGGAACACCCAUCAUGCCCAGCCCUGGAGACUCCACCAACUCCAGCGAGAACAUGUACACCAUCAUGAAUCCCAUCGGGCCGGGCGCUGGCAGGGCUAACGUGAGUGGGGGCCGGUGCGCCUCACCCGAUGGGGACCUCGCGGGGGGCGGCCGGCCCGAGCCCCACGCUGCCCUGUGCCCGCAGUUCCCGCUCGGCCCCAGCCCGGAGGGCCCAAUGGCCUCAAUGAGCACGAUGGAGCCGCACCACGUGAACGGAUCCCUGGGCUCGGGCGAUAUGGACGGGCUGCCGAAGAACUCCCCCGGCGCCGUGGGCGGCCUGAACAACGCCCCGGGGACCCCGCGCGACGACGGCGAGAUGGCGGCUGCCGGGACCUUCCUGCACCCGUUCCCGAGCGAAAGCGUAAGCGCCUGCGUCGACUCCCCACCCGCGGCCGCGGCGGGCCGGAGGGGCCUGGCGGGCAGACCCCGGCGGGGCGGCCGCGGGGCCAGAGCAAGACCGUGACCGCGGCGGGCCAGGUGGGGGGGCGGCCGCGGCACCUUCCCCUCCUUCCCAUCCUCCCCGGGUUCCCCUUGUCCCCGGGAGGGCGGGCCCCAGCCUCGGCCGGAGCUGAGCCGCGCUCCGCGCGCCACCCUCUCUCCGCAGUACUCCCCCGGCAUGACUAUGAGCGUGUGAUAGCCCCGGGUCCUGCUGGUGAGGUCUCGGGUCGCGGCAGCACCCCUGCCAUCCGGACUCCUGGCUAGCCCGGCCGGCCGGCAGGACCCCCACGAAGGACUUUUCUAAACACACAUAUAUACACACACACAAACUCAAAGGACCUCAGAGAAGUGCAGGCCUUCAAACCUGUGAGCUAUCACAGGGCUGGGGGGUAAGGGCAGGGGUUCUGCCAAUAAAUGCCAUUCAGUUUUGUCUUUGGUA